ACCGCUAGUGUCGAUUGUCGCUGCAGUCGGUAAAUGGACGUUUGAUGUGGUUGUUUGUCAAGAUAGUGCUAUUGUGUGUUUACAGUGAUUUAUUUCCCGUUGCUAUAAUCCUAAUUGAAGUAAAAGGUUUUAAGGAGUAGAUGAAGGUUUAUCUCCCCAUCCACGGAGGUUAUGGAAGAGACUUGUCCCUAUUUUUCGAAAGAAGAUAAUUUAUCGUAUAAAGCAAAUUUAUCACACCUAAUGACCCCUCGCGGUGUUAUAAAGGUGACAGAAUGUCUCGCAACAAAGACAAGCAAGAGGGCGCGGCCGGGCGCACUUACCACAUCAUGUCGGAGGCGGAGCGAGCUUCCGGCAGACGGGGCGGGUGGACCACGCUUGAGGUAACAGGAGGUGUGCGCGCGCUGGCGCCGCAGCUGUUCCAACUGACGCACCUCACCGCGCUGUACCUCAACGACAACUCGCUGCAGCGCAUACCGCCCGACAUCAGCCUCCUGGCCAACCUGCACACACUCGACGUCUCCAACAACAAGUUGCGCUCGCUGCCCGCCGAGCUCGGUGACCUUAUACAACUCAGAGAACUCCACUUGCACAACAACUACCUUCGCGCGUUACCUUACGAGCUCGGCCGUCUGUUCCACCUGCAGCUGCUGGGGUUGCACGGGAACCCCCUCAACAAGGAGAUGCUGUCGUUGUACAACGACUCCAACGGCACCGCCAAGCUGCUCACGUACAUGCUCGACAACUUGCAAGUUUCUGCCACGCAACCACCACAGAGGCCUUGGAUACCGCUCACCAGACCUAACAGGAGUCGUCCAACUUGCAUCUUCACGGUGAUGUGCUACAACGUGCUGUGCGACAAGUACGCCACGCGACAGAUGUACGGCUACUGUCCCAGCUGGGCGCUAGAGUGGGACUACAGGAAGAAGGGUAUAUUGGACGAAAUUAGACAUUACUCCGCAGACAUCAUUAGCUUACAGGAGGUAGAAACUGACCAGUUUUACAAUUUCUUCCUGCCUGAGCUGAAGCAGGAUGGGUACGAUGGGAUCUUCUCGCCCAAGUCUCGCGCCAAGACCAUGUCCGAGUCGGAGAGGAAAUACGUCGACGGAUGCGCUAUAUUCUUUAGAUCUGCUAAGUUCGCCUUAGUAAAGGAGCACCUUAUAGAGUUCAACCAACUAGCAAUGGCCAAUAGUGAGGGAUCUGAUAAUAUGUUAAAUCGCGUCAUGCCUAAGGACAAUAUAGGAUUGGCCGCCUUACUGAAGACCAAGGAAGCCGCCUGGGAGAACGUGGCUCCACAAAGUGACUACAUAACGCCUGAUGGUCUACCGACGGACACGUCGAUGAUCGGCCAGCCGAUCCUGGUGUGCACCGCGCACAUACACUGGGACCCUGAGUUCUGCGACGUGAAGCUGAUCCAGACGAUGAUGCUUAGCAAUGAACUGAGGAACAUUCUGGACGAUUCCGGACGCACGCUGCGCCAGGCCGGCCAGAGGGACAAUGUCCAGCUACUCCUUUGCGGGGACUUCAACUCGCUGCCUGAUAGCGGCGUGGUAGAGUUCCUGUCGUCGGGGCGGGUGUCGUCGGAGCACCGCGACUUCAAGGAGCUCGGGUACGCGACGUCGCUGCGGCGCAUGCCCAGCUCCGAGCACGAGUUCACUCACAACUUCAAACUCGCCUCCGCCUACAGCGAGGACAUCAUGCCCUACACCAACUACACGUUCGACUUCAAGGGCAUCAUAGACUAUAUAUUCUACAGCAAGCAGUCGAUGACGCCCCUGGGGCUGCUCGGGCCGCUGUCGCAGGACUGGUUCCGGGAGCACAAAGUCGUUGGUUGUCCCCAUCCUCAUAUACCGUCGGAUCACUUCCCGCUGCUGGUGGAGCUGGAGAUGUGUCCGAGCACGAGCGGCAACUCGAACGGACUGAUCGGGCGCAGGUAGCACGCGCGCCGGCCGCGCGCCCCCCGCGCUCCCCGCGCCCCGCGCGCCCCCCGCGCCCUCCGCGCCGCGCGCGCGCCCCGCGCCCGCCCCGCCCCGCACGCGCCGCACCCGCCAUAGCCCCAGCCGACCGCCACUUUACUCGCCUCCUGCCAUCUCUGACGCCCUGGUGUCGCGACGGCGACUCCGCUAGUACAAUCAACUAGAAAAUUGUUAUGGACUUAAGGAUUAUGUUCCGACGCUACUGCGGAACGGUGACGUCGCCACGCAACCGACUACAGUAAUAGAGUAAUAAAUUUUAUUAGUAUACAUAGUGAGACGUGAUGAGUGACGUAUGGGAGUAGACCCCGGAGUAGCACGCGAGCAGUCCGCGGCGGGAGUACCGUCCGCACGUAGCGUCGGACGGACGCGACGUGUUCGCCUCACCCCUCGUGCGUACAAAUUUUAUAAAAUAACACACCAAACAAUAUUUCCACGCUUUAAUUACUAAAUAUACAGAGAUAUGUACUUACAUAUAUAACUUUGUUUUUAUAGUAUAUGAUAUGUGAAAUGUUGUUAGAAUGUUGUAAUGUAGUGUCGACGCGCAUCUUCCGUCUCCUUCAUCGACGAGGUGUUAGUUGAGAUAAUGUAUUUUGUUUCGUUUUAGACGCAAUAGUAUGCCCGAGAACCGUUCUCUUUUCACUGGACGAUAAGGUACCGCGGUACGUAGUGUUGUCAUGCGAUAUGACAUAUUGGUAGUGUGUUUUAAUAGUUCGUUUAUAUUGGGACUAAAGCUGACGGGACUCGCAUGGAAUUCGCUUUUUAUAAAAAUCUAUGUCUUAGAAAAAUGUCCUAAAAUAAUGGCAAUUUGUAUUGUUCAUGUCGGAUUCCAUUUGGUCCCUCAGAUUUGGUCCCAGUACGUGGUGUAUGUAUGUAAAAUGUUAAUUAAAUGAUAUAAGCCGAAAAUCUCAUAGAGUAUUUUUAAUUUGUAACACAUUCCUCGUUAAAUUAUAGAACAAAACUUCCUUUAUAUCUUUUUAGUAGAAUUUUAGUACCUUUCUAAUUGGGCGCAUGCAAUAUUUUGAAACUAUAUUUUUCGUCACCAAUUGUCAAAUUGGUUUUUAGUGAAUUAAAAAAUUAGAUAGUAAAAUUGUUAAAAAGUUUUCGGCCUAUAUUUAAUUAACUAAAAUUAUUUUAAAUUGCUCUGACGUCUCAAAUAUUUUUUUGCUCAAUACAUAGUAAUAUCCUUCCUUUUAAAGAUUACCUUUUUGAACCACAUAUUAUUACAUAGUCUUGUUACAUUAAUUUAAUACAAUCGGUAACGCUAAUCUAGACACGAAUCUAAGGAAGAGUUACGUGAGUCAUGACCCCCCAAGAACAUUUGUUUUUAAAUAUAAUUUAUUUAGCACAAGUCAAUUAUAAAAUAAUUAUUGAUAGUUUAGAAAAGUCUUUUGACUUAUUUGCUGAUCUUCCAAUAAAUUGAAUCCUUGACUGAAGAAUAAAUGUUUUACUACGCUACAACUCGACGUUUUUGCUGACCCUUCUAAGUCAUGUCCUAUAUAAUAUAAUUAAAGAUAAAGCCCUUAUUAAAUGCAAAUAUAACCUUUGAUAUCCUAGAUUUUUCCCAUUCAAUAACCCAAUGGUCUGCUAUAUUGUUUCAUACUCUCUUAAAUAAGUUCAUUCCAGGUUUUAACGUAUUUUAUACCGAUUUACCAUCAAAAAAUAUCAAAAUAUAACGGUUCAAAAAGGGUAAUUCCGAUAACUGCUUAGAAAUCAUUCUUAGUGUGGUUAUUUCAGUUUUAGUUGUCUCGUAAUUUGUAGUGCUUCGAUUUGCUUGCAUUCAAUGUAGUUAUUCCAGUGAAUAGAUAACGUCAUGUCCUUUAGUGCGUUCUUUACGUGAAUUCUCUGGUAAAUUAUUCGUUUUUUCUUACCUUAACUACGUAGUGUGCUGUAAAUAAUCACUUUAAAAUCAACACAUUAAAAAUCAAAUCUAACCGUUACUGCUUUUUUGUAGCAAUUCUCAAACUUUUUUCGACAUUCUUGUGUUUCAUUUGACUUGUUGACAAAGAUAUGAAGAUGUAUCUGAUUACGGCCCUGUACAAUAGAGUAGGUAAGAAUAAAACGAAUUUUGCGCGCGUUUUUAGCCUCAGAUCUUCGAUGUAGCGUAGCGUUUUCUCUGUGCAAUCAUUUUUUUUUUAUUUCCACAUAUAUUUUAUUUUGAAUCUGGCUAAUUUGUAUUAGACGUUAAUAUUGACUAUUGUUUGUGUAGAUGUAUUGAAUCAAGACAUACGCUUAUAGGGUCAAUAAAAAAUUAUGUGAAUCGGUAAAGAUAAAAAAUAUUUUUUCAUUACUGUUACGACGACAAACUUAGUAUUUCGAAUGUAAAGUAUACAGUUGAGGAAUGGUACAAAUAUAAUGUGAAUUUAUAAAUAAAUACCUUCUUAGAUUAGAUUUAUUCGUUUGUGUUUCUUUUAUAGACAAUUUAGAUUUUUGAAAAAUGUGAUGAUUAAAUGAAAUUGUUUUCGUAAUGUCUACGUGCUCGGUCGAUGAGUGUGUCAAACGUCCAAUUACCAAUUAGUGGUGAAUAAAUUCCUCCACUGUAUAUAGACUAGAUGAUAUUUUAUAAUCAGAAAUUAUUGCAAUGUAUGUGUGUAGGUGAAUGUGAGUCUGGCGGGUGACCGCGUCCCCUGCCCGCGGGGGUCAGUGAGACGCACCGGUAGGUGGCGCUUCAUACCGCCCGCUGUGCCGCGUCCUCGACGUACAACAUGCGUGCUUGUUGUAUAUCGCACUAUAAACUUGCGCAAUGGAAAGCGAUGUUGAAAAGUAUCGAUUUAUCGAUGUUAUUCAACAAUUGCAUUUUCGAUUUAUAAAUGUUGAUGUCGAUAUUUUUAAUUGAACAUCUUGUUAGUUAUUGUAUUUAUACGUAUAUCAAAUGUAACAUAUAUAUGAUGGAUUAGUACCGCUGACGUCUUAAUUUACCUUCCAAGUGAUUUAAUUUCUGCUUCACAAAUAUCGAUAGUCGAUACAUUUAUACGUCGAUAUAAUUUCAACAUAGAUAUCCGAAAUUGCGCAAAUACUUGCACCAUCUUGGUGUACAUGAGAUUUGUCAUCUUAUACCAACUUGUACAAGUAUGCUUGUGUACUUGUGCAGAUGAGUGCGUGUACUGCACAGCGGGACUCUUGUACAAAGCGCUAUCUAGUUGGCACUGAAGCGGCUCGGUUUGUGACAUAGCUAUAUCUAAUAUCUUUAUAAAAUAACGUAAUAAUUCUUUUUAUUUUUGAUACUUACGUAAACCUUUUUGUCAAAUUUUAUAUAGUGACCAUUGUUGAAUCUAACACUGCCUACGAUGUGACGUCGCGUGUGUGCAAUAAAAUUAUUAUUAAAUAAGUGAUAACGAGCGUGAUAUAAGAAUAGAGUUGCAUUAAUUAGAAAACAACGUCGCUUUGUGUCGACGGAAUCUUUGUGAGGUGUUUAGACGCGUGUUAUGUACCAGCUGUCGCGCAUUGUGUAGAAGAGUUGUGGUCAUCAUUGUUUGUAUGUUUAUUAUUAUUUUUAAUCUGUAUCGUAAUGCGUCUGAAACGCAAUGAAGGCUGAGUAAGAUUAGUGAGUGGAAACAAAAGUUCGUCGUUUUGUCGACGCUCCAUCGACCGACUAGAGCAGCCAUUUUGUCUUCACUUACCGCGUAGGGUGUUGGUUUUUGUUGUAACCGUGUUUCAGUCGCGCGACAUAAUCUAGGCAAAUUUGAAAGGUCAAUUCCCGCUCGUGUGAACAGCGGCUCCAGUGUGUCGGGUCCUCGUGCAUGCUGCGUCACUGACGGCGAGUGGCGUGCGAGUGGCGGUGCGCCGGCGCGGCGGGCGGCGCGGUGUUAGGUUAAUGCGACAUCAUGUGUCCCAACAAACUUCUCAGCGAGACAAUACAACCCCCAUCCCCUCCUCUCCUCUCUCCCCUUAUGCUCUCGAACUUGUCGUUUUUUUUUAUAUAAAAUCUGUGUUCGUAAGUGGAGAAUUGUUUAACUUAGUGUUAAGUCUUCGAGGUGUUUUACUUUUUUACAAAUGGUCUCCCCUCUGCGGCCUAUCGUCGCCGGACAUCCCCGUUUAGUGUUAAGUAGGUUUAUUUCGUGACGGUCGGGACCCCCUCUCCCACUCGUUCUCAUUUUUGAUACUAUCGCGUUUCACAAAUUUAUCAUUAGUACUAAGGGUUUUCGAUUUGUGUAAAAAAAAAACAAUUCAGUAUUGACAUUAUCACGAGUAGCGGGGCCGAUCAAAAAUUAAAUAAUGUUAGUUGCAUUUUUUUUUGUUUAGUUUUAGUAAGUUUUUUUAAUUCAUGUUCCGGAGGUGUCCGACGGUGACUCCGUUCCCCUUUAGUAAUAGCGGGUAGCAUACUGGCGUAGUACAAAUGUAUGUGUGAGUGUUGAUGUAUUACCACGUGGCCGCGGUUAUUGCGUCGCGCUGUCUCCGUUGCCUCUCCAACUACAUUAUCUUUCGGCGGCGUCGUCCAGUGCUGUCGAUGAAUAGCGAAUUUUAGGUGUGACUCGGUGCGGUCUCUGAGCCGAAAGUCAUGCCCGUAGUGAGAGAGAAGUCAGACUGCGUUGAUACAACAGCUAUGUGUAAUAACCUAGUCAUAGGCUGAUGCGGACGGAUCCGCUAGGGCUGCUCCAACGACUAUGAUUUGUAACAUCGAUGUUUGAAUCGAUGUCGAUGUCGAACGGUCUGGCGAGAUCCGCCCGUCUCUAGCGUGUAGUCCUCGUUGUGAAGCGUUAGUUGUCUCAUCGGAAUAUUAAGUGAUAUUUACAAAUAUAAAUCAUUUAUAUUAAAAAAAAAACUAUUUGGACCACUGCAUUGUUGUGUGUACGCUUAUUUUGUGUCCUCUUCAUUUGAAUUAUUUAUAUCGAAUAAUUAAUUUUGAAUAUUUUUUUUAAUUCAGUAUAUAUAUUGUGUACGAAUAUCAAACGAUAGGUGCUGUUGAAUUUAAUUUUUAUUGUUACUAACGCGUUUGUGAUAGGAAUAUGUCUCUCUUGUAAUCAUUUGGAUGUAUUGUGAGAAAAAAAAAGAAUUAAGCCAAAUCAUGAAAAAGGGUAUAUUGAAUUAUUACUUUUAGGAUAAAUGGAGUUAAAAUGAAGUUUUAUACGAAUCAAAUUUUACUACUGACGCUGUAUAAUUUUUCUAAGUACAGAUAGAUUUUAAUAUCAUAUCAUGAUGUUCUUGUUCUAGUGGUGGUAUAAAUUAACGUAGAGAUUAAUUAAGAGAUGCGCAGGUCGGGUGCGUCGCGGCCGACCGGACCCGAACGGGGCCGAAUGGAGCCGAAUGGAUCCGAACGGAGCCGAACGGAUCCGACCGGAGCCGAAAGCACAAACUGUACAGAGUCGACAACUGCCUAAAGCCUACAAUAUUGUAUGUAUAUUUCCAUCGGCCGCCGCGCCGCUCCCGACUGCGCCUGCCAAUUUGCCUUCACUUCACUGCAAACAUUUUGAAAAUUUAAGUUUAUAUGUGUAUUCGGCACGUUUUUGCAUGUUAUUAGAGUUCAUAAAGUGUCCCAUGUUGAAAUGUGUAAGAGGAAUAGUAUUUUUGCAUUUACAAUGUUGUCAAUGAUUGUUUUUCUGUAUAAAAUUUAUUGUAUUGCAUAAUAAUGUAGACGGACGAUCACAAAUCCGAACAACGGCAUAUGUAUUUACAUAGAUACACUAUACUCGUACAAUUUGGCUUUAAUCAGACGUAAUGUGAGUCGUACUUACGAUUUGCGUCGAACGCAGACGACCGAUUGUCAUCAGUCACAGAUAUUAGUCGAACAGCGGCAGUUUUUACUAGAUAAAAUCACUGCUGUUCAUCACCAUUAGCGCGCAUUACCUCGCAUAUUCUAUCCGCCUCUCACACAAGUCAGAGUAUGUUAUAGUAUCAUGGAUUUAGCUCCGUUUGCGUAAGUCUCAAAUAGCACAUGUUAUAUAUUAGCAGAUUUAUAGUUCCGAUUAUUCUCGGUCGCCUGCGUUCGGCGUAGACGAAUAGUGAAGUAAACUUAGGAGUGUUGUCACAGUUAACGAUAUUUUUACAGUAUUUAUACAAGCCAACAGAACAUAAACACGAUGCGUGAGUAUCGCUACGAAUAAUUUAAAGCUUUAUCGUAACAUGUUUAUCUUAUUUGUAGUAGAACAUAUAUGAUCUCUUUAUUUUAAUAGAAUUUUGAUGGAAGUUUUUACUUAAUAGUUUUAGCGGCGUGUAGUUGAAUAGGGACUCUAUGAUCGCACAUUAAGUUUAUCACAAUCGCUGAACACUAAUUGAUUUACUAAAUCGAUGCCAUCCAAAUUGUAACAAUCAUUCGUAAGCGUCGGUGGAACCUCUCGCGUUCACAACACUAUUUUACAUUUUUUUUUUUGUUUUAGAAAACGCAUGUUUAUUACUUUCUAAUAUUGUGACGAAAUUGUUUUUUUUUUAUUUGUACAUACGUGUAUCAUAGUUAUUGAUGUAUGUAAAUAUGUGAUCCGGAUUUUUUAUACAUUAAUAUUAUAACGUGGAGUGCUGCGCCGAGGACGUUCCACCGCGGACCAUUUCGCUAAGUAAUUCGAAUUUAUCACGAGAAGCCUUCACAUUGUCUGUGUUUAAUUUGUAAAUAUGUAAUUUCGAUAACAAUUAAUGCUAAACAACGAGCGAGCCGUCGCAUAUUGUCAGCCGGUUGGACUUCUGCGCACACUGAACCGAAGCGGAUCCGCUUAGCGUUUUUAGAUGUAUCUUGACAGACAUUCCACAGGCACUAUCGAAUUAGCUCAAUGCAAAAGACUGUUUGACACUUAAUUAAAUGAAAGUAAUAUCAUAAAAAAAAAUAUUUUCUGAAGCACCUUAAUGACUAUACGAAAAAUGUGUUUUAUGGUGAUUUAAUGAUAAGAUCGCAAUGUGUAACUCACUAGCAUGUAAGAACAAAUGCUUUACGUCACUGUGAUAGACAAUACAAAUGUACCCGAGAGAGACACCAUAGGCAUUUAUAACGAAAGAGGUGGCAAUUAUGAAAUGGGGAAUGUUAGGAUGUACUCUCGGUGCCAGAGAUGGACACCGCUCGGCCUCGCGGACACCGUGUGGAACAAAUCAUUGACAAUACAUAUGACUAUCUCAAAUGCUUGGUUUUUAUUUGAGUGCAGUAUACGUUGAGGGACGCGGGAACGAGCGGUGUCUUCGUAUUUACAUGUUAAAGUAAAGUACAAAGCGUAUGUGCAGAAGUUCGGUUUCGGCUCGAUACUGUGUUCGAGCGGUGUAGGGUGUGCGCGAUAGUGCGAUUGAGCGAGUGUGUAGUGCGGUACUCGAUGCCGGUACCCGGUACCCGGUGCUGGGUACCCGUUACCCGGCGCCCGGUGCUGGGUAGUGCGCGGAGUGGCCGCAGCGCGUUGUUGUGCGGCCGCGCGGCCCGCGUCUCGCUGUUCUGUUUGUUGACACAUUAUGUAUAUUUGAAUAAAAUUAUAAGAUGAUAUGAAUUUUA
This is a messenger RNA of Manduca sexta (tobacco hornworm), 9369 nucleotides long. It is a transcript of the gene twin, whose product is annotated as CCR4-NOT transcription complex subunit 6. Gene Ontology annotation, molecular function: poly(A)-specific ribonuclease activity; protein binding. Gene Ontology annotation, cellular component: nucleus; cytoplasm; CCR4-NOT complex. The transcript has 14 exons. Bases 273 to 1934 code for a protein of 553 amino acids. The record is from RefSeq and is a predicted model, not a curated record. NCBI's taxonomy places the organism in Eukaryota, Metazoa, Arthropoda, Insecta, Lepidoptera, Sphingidae. Gene Ontology annotation, biological process: nuclear-transcribed mRNA poly(A) tail shortening.